Molecule: messenger RNA, 880 nt
Organism: Coffea arabica (coffee)
Lineage: Eukaryota; Viridiplantae; Streptophyta; Magnoliopsida; Gentianales; Rubiaceae
Product: tabersonine 16-hydroxylase 2-like
Molecular function (GO): monooxygenase activity; heme binding; iron ion binding
Source: RefSeq, a predicted model, not a curated record
CAUAGCAGACAUGUACCCUUCUGUCAAAGUUCUUGAAAGAAUCACUGGAAUUAGGAAAAAGCUGGAGAAGGUACACAAACAGGUCGAUGAAGUACUGGAAAACAUCCUCAGUGAGCACAAAGUUAAAAGAGCAGUACCAAAACGUGGAAGUGGGGAAGAAGCAAAGGAUCAGGAUCUGGUAGAUGUUCUUCUCAAAGUUCAGAGUUCAGGAGAACUUGGAGCACAACUUACUGACAACAAUCUCAAAGCAGUCAUCUUUGACAUGUUUAGUGGCGGUGGAGAGACAUCGUCAACUACUGCAGAGUGGGCAAUCGCUGAAAUGAUUAACAAUCCAAGAGUGAUGAAAAGAGCACAAGAUGAGGUACGUAGAAUUUUUGGUGAAAUAGGAACCGUAGAUGAAUCGCGAAUUCGUGAUUUAACAUACUUACAAGCAGUCAUCAAAGAAACACUUAGACUGCACCCUCCUGUUACACUUUUACCUGCAAGGGAAUGCAGCGAACGAUGCGAAAUUUAUGGAUACGAAAUCCCUGUUAAAACCAGAGUCAUCGUCAAUGUUUGGGCAAUUGGUCGAGAUCCCAACUACUGGACCGAUCCUGAGAAAUUCAACCCCGAGAGGUUUCUUGAAUCUCAAACUGAUUUCAGAGGGACAGAUUUUAAUUACAUACCAUUUGGCGCUGGAAGAAGGAUAUGUCCGGGAGUUUCAUUUGCUUUGCCUAAUAUUGAGCUACCUCUAGCACAAUUGUUGUACCACUUUGAUUGGAAGCUGCCAGGUGCAGCUGUGAAACAAGAACAACUGGACAUGUCUGAGACCUUUGGCUUGACAACCGGUAGAACACAGGAUUUGGAGUUGCUUCCAAUUCCUUACCACCCUUUUUUCUAA